AUGGUGCUGUUGAGUCCCUCAGUCAGCGCAUUGAAGAUGUUGUUAGCCAUAUGUGAACGGUUUUCUGUGGCUCAUGGACUCAAAUACAAUGUCACAAAGAGUGAGUUAUUAGUAUUUAAAUCAGGCACCAAGACGUACACCAUUCCGCCAAUAACUCUGAGUAGAUCUCCUCUUCAGACUGUACAGGAAUUUAAAUAUUUGAGUCACUGGGUCACGGACACUCUUAAAGAUGAUGUUGACUUGGAAAGGGAACGCAGAGCACUAUCGAUUAGGGGUAACAUGCUUGCACGGAGAUUUGCACGUUGUUCUCACGAGGUAAAGAUCGCGCUGUUUAAAACGUACUGCCAGAUGAUGUACACGUGCAGUCUCUGGAGCAAUUACACCGAGAAAGCCUUUAGUGCUCUGCGGGUCCAGUACAAUAAUGCCUUCAGGGGAUUGUUGGGGCUGCCCUGGCGCUGUAGCGCUUCGGGGAUGUUCGCCGAGAACGGCAUUGACGGCUUCCAGGCCGUACUGCGAAAGCGCGUGGCGUCGUUGUGGGUGCGCACGAGGGGCAGCACCAAUACUCUUCUGAGGGUGAUCGCGCGUAGAAUGGACAGCCCUAUUAUCAGUCAUUGGAUGGGCAUGCAUGUGCAAUCCAAUAAGAAUUUUAAAUUUGUUUAA
This is a messenger RNA of Cydia amplana, 660 nucleotides long. RefSeq lists its product as uncharacterized. The record is from RefSeq and is a predicted model, not a curated record. The transcript has a single exon. The coding region runs from base 1 to 660 and encodes 219 amino acids. NCBI's taxonomy places the organism in Eukaryota, Metazoa, Arthropoda, Insecta, Lepidoptera, Tortricidae.